AUGAGCACCUCCGCACCUCCCACCUCCGCGAUGGACUCGGUCCUUCUUGCCUCCGCACCAAUGCCAGAGGGGACCCAAGAGGUUCGCGGUGUAGAUUUCGAUAAAUUUCAGGACCGUGAUAUUACGGUUGCUGAGCUCGUGGAAAACCUUACCCACACUGGCUUCCAGGGCAGUGCGGUUGCUGAAGCUGCCCGCAUCAUUAAUGAGAUGCGUGCCUACCAGGACCCCGAAACUGGCGAAAAGACCACCAUCUUCCUCGGCUACACGUCGAACCUGAUUUCCUCCGGACUACGCGACACCCUGCGAUACCUUGUCAAGCACAAGCACGUCUCGGCUAUUGUGACCACGGCUGGUGGCGUGGAGGAGGACCUUAUCAAGUGCUUAGCUCCGACCUACUUGGGAUCCUUCACCACCCCCGGUGCCGGUCUCCGUGCCAAGGGCCUGAAUCGCAUCGGCAACUUGCUGGUCCCCAACAACAACUAUUGUGCCUUUGAAGACUGGGUGAUUCCGAUUCUGGAUCGCAUGCUCGAGGAGCAAGAAGCUGCCAAGCGCAAGUCGCGGGAGACUGGCGACGAGGAAGAUGAGCUUCACUGGACGCCGAGCCGGAUCACCGAGCGCUUGGGGCAGGAGAUCAACCACGAGGAUUCGGUGCUCUACUGGGCGGCCCGAAACAACAUCCCUGUCUUCUGUCCAGCCCUGACCGAUGGAUCCUUGGGGGAUAUGCUCUAUUUCCACACCUUCAAGUCCUCGCCGCAGCGGCUCCGUGUGGACAUUGUGGACGACGUGCGGCGCAUCAACACGAUGGCGGUGCGGGCGGUACGUGCCGGCAUGAUCAUCCUGGGUGGCGGCGUGGUCAAGCACCACAUCGCCAACGCGUGCCUGAUGCGCAACGGGGCCGAACACGCGGUCUACAUCAACACGGCGCAGGAAUUCGACGGCAGCGAUGCAGGAGCCCGACCUGACGAGGCAGUGAGUUGGGGCAAGAUCAAGUCGGAUGCCAAAGCCGUCAAGGUCUAUGCCGAGGCCACCGUGGUCUUCCCUCUCAUCGUGGCGGCCUCGUUUGCACGGAUACAGGCCCCAGCAGAGACCUCGACUCAGAAUUGA
Molecule: messenger RNA, 1104 nt
Organism: Penicillium argentinense
Lineage: Eukaryota; Fungi; Ascomycota; Eurotiomycetes; Eurotiales; Aspergillaceae
Product: deoxyhypusine synthase
Exons: 2
Coding region: 1-1104 (367 amino acids)
Biological process (GO): peptidyl-hypusine biosynthetic process
Cellular component (GO): cytoplasm
Molecular function (GO): deoxyhypusine synthase activity
Source: RefSeq, a predicted model, not a curated record